UCUAACCGGUACUCAUGUACGAUUCUGAUACGUAUUUUGAUUGUGGGUUUCUCAGUGGGUUGUCUUCUGCCUGAUGAUCCGGCUCCUCACAGUCCUCCACCGGCCGCCAUGGUUCCGGUCCGGCUUGGUCAGAUCGUGCUCCGGCCUCCCACCCGACCGAACCGCAGCCCGGAUCCGGAACACCUUCCUGAACUUCUUCAGGGACAGAGGACACCUGCUGGUCCCGUCCGCCCCGGUUCGACCCCGAGGAGACCCCAGCCUGCUGUUCGUCAACGCUGGCAUGAACCAGUUCAAGCCAAUCCUCCUGGGCACGGUGGACCCUCGUAGUCCCAUGGCGUCCUACAGACGAGUGGCGAACAGUCAGAAAUGUGUCAGAGCUGGAGGGAAGCACAAUGACCUGGAUGACGUUGGACGAGAUGUUUAUCACCACACCUUCUUCGAGAUGAUGGGCAGCUGGUCCUUUGGAGACUAUUUCAAGGAGGAGGCAUGUCAGAUGGCGUGGAGCCUCCUCACAGAACAUUAUGGGUUACCUGUUGACAGACUGUAUGUGUCGUACUUCGGCGGCGAUGCAGCAUUUGGUUUACCUCCUGAUGAUGAGACUCGGCAGAUCUGGUUGGAGAUCGGGGUCCAGGCCAAUCGCAUCCUGCCGUUUGGUCUGAAGGAGAACUUCUGGGAGAUGGGGGACUCAGGUCCAUGUGGACCUUGCACUGAGAUUCAUUAUGACCACGUAGGAGGACGAGAUGGCGCAGCGCUGGUCAACAAUGACACACCAGACCUGGUGGAGAUCUGGAACCUGGUCUUCAUGCAGUACAACAGGGAGUUGGACGGGAGUCUGCGUCCUCUACCUCAGUGUAGUGUGGACACUGGGAUGGGACUGGAACGUCUGGUGAGAAUCCUCCAAAACAAAACCUCCAACUACGACACGGACCUGUUCACACCUCUACUGGACCAUAUCCAUCAGGUGUCCUGUGUGGACAUUUAUGGAGGCAGGAAAGGCUCCUCAGACCAGGAGAAGGUGGACAUGGCCUACAGAGUGGUGGCAGAUCACAUUCGAACGCUGUCGGUCUGCAUCGCUGAUGGAAUCCAUCCAGGAAUGUCAGGAGCUGAGUUGGUAUUGCGAAGGAUCUUGCGUCGAGCUUUGCGAUUCUGUGUCGAGGUCCUUCAGGCUCCUCAGGGGUCUCUGGCUGGACUUGUCCCCACUGUCACACACAUUCUGGGCGAUGUAUAUCCAGAGCUGCACAGUGAGAAGGACCGGAUCAUGGAUGUGAUCAAUGAGAACGAGGCUCAGUUCCUGUCGUCUCUGCAGCAGGGCAGCCGUCUGAUCCACCGUACACUGAACAGGAUGGAGAACAAACAUGGACUCUUCCCUGCGUCUGUGGCUUGGUCUCUGCACAGAGACCUGGGGUUCCCCCUGGACCUGGUGGACCUGGUGCUGGAGGAGAGAGGAGUCCGGGUGGACCGGGAGGAGCUGGACCGGCUAAUCUCAGAGAACCACAAGGUGGUCUCUGAGUCUCAGUCUGGUCCUCAGUCUCAACUGAGUCUGGACAUCCUCAGUCUGUCUGAGCUGCAGCGUCUUGGGGUUCCUCACACCAACGACAGCCUUAAGUACCAGUACAGCCUGGACCGGGACCGAUAUGUUUUCCCAGCAUGCUGUGCUGUUAUUCUGGCUCUGUACGAUGGUCACAGUCUGAGGUCAGAGGUCAGCGAGGGUCAGCGCUGUGCUGUCAUCCUGGACAGAACCUGCUUCUAUGCUGAACAGGGGGGACAGUCACAUGACCAGGGCUACUUCACCAGGAACGGGUCAAAGGAUGUCGUGUACCCAGUGGACGCUGUUGAGCAGGUGGGGGGCUAUGUGGUCCAUCAUGUGACUACAUCUGAAUGCCUGAAGACUGGAGACCAGGUGGAGCUACACCUGGACCAGGUGAAUAGACUGUCCUGUAUGGUGAAACACACUGCCACACACGUCCUGAACUUCGCUCUCAGGAAGGUUUUAGGUCCAUCGAUUCAACAGAGAGGAUCCCAUGUGUCAGCAGAACGGCUUCGAUUUGACUUCACCACCAAGGUUUCCCUGAGUGUGUCACAGCUCCAGCAGGUGGAGAGUUGUGUGAUGGACGUUAUCUCAGCCAAUCAGAGGGUCUACAGUGAGGAGCUUCCUCUGCUCAGUGCGAAGACCAUCUCAGGACUGAGGACGGUGGAUGAGGUUUAUCCUGAUCCGGUUCGGGUUGUGUCUGUCGGCAUCCCGGUCUCCGAGCUGCUGAAUGACCAGACAGACAAACAGACUUCUGUGGAGCUCUGCUGUGGAACUCACCUGCUGCAAACUGGCUUCAUCCAGGACCUGGUCAUUGUCUCUGAGCGACAGAUGGUCAGAGGGAUCAGUCGCAUCGUUGCGGUGACAGGCCGAGAUGCGACUCGGGCUCGGGAGUUGGGUCAGGCUGUGGCUCAGGAUGUGGAUUCUCUGUCAGCCAGACUUGCAGGCUCCACUCCUUCCUCUCUGGUUUCUGCCCACUGUCUGGCCAAAGAAGUCGGCAUCCUGUCUGAUGCUGUGGACAACACACCCAUCCCUCAGUGGCAGCGCAGAGACUUACAGAACCAGCUCAAAGUGUUGCAGAGGACUACUAACACCACUGUGAGGAAACUGGAAGUCAGAGAGGCGGCAGUGAAAGCUGAGGCUCUGUUGCAGAAACAUGGAAAGAAGGAUAUUCUAGUGGAUUCUGUGGAUACGGACUCUCUGUCGGUAGUUAUGAAGACGGUGAACCAGCUCAGCACUGCAGCACCCAAUGCUGUGGUGAUGCUGCUUGCUCACCAGGUGCAUUCUGGGAAAGUUCUGUGUGCCUGCCAGGUUCCCAAGGGCUCUGCCUCCUCUUCCCUUCUGGCCUCUGAUUGGGCGGUGGCUGUCUGUCAGCACCUUGGGGGUGGAGCUGGUGGUAAUGCAGUGGUUGCCCAGGGAACAGGAAGCAGUGACAACAUCAUAGAGGUGUUGAGGUGGGCAGAGCAAUUUGCUGUCCAGAAAAUACAGCGAUGACAUCUAACAGAGCCAAUCAGAGCAGACUGAGACAAGUGGGUGGGGUUUGAUUACAUGAGUGUGGAGGCCCUGCCCAAAACAAGUGGUUGGCUCUGUCUCAUUGGACUGAUGAUAAUUUUGUAUAUUUUCUUUGUUUUAAAAGAAAUAAAAACUCUGAGUCAGA
This is a messenger RNA of Sphaeramia orbicularis (orbiculate cardinalfish), 3185 nucleotides long. RefSeq names its product alanyl-tRNA synthetase 2, mitochondrial (putative) (gene aars2). Gene Ontology annotation, cellular component: mitochondrion; cytoplasm. The record is from RefSeq and is a predicted model, not a curated record. NCBI's taxonomy places the organism in Eukaryota, Metazoa, Chordata, Actinopteri, Kurtiformes, Apogonidae. The transcript is spliced from 22 exons. The coding region runs from base 74 to 3022 and encodes 982 amino acids. Gene Ontology annotation, biological process: alanyl-tRNA aminoacylation. Gene Ontology annotation, molecular function: aminoacyl-tRNA deacylase activity; nucleic acid binding; ATP binding.